ACGUCAAGACGCGCUAUCCUUGAUGCCCGUCUCCUCCUGCAUCUUCUUCAACUCCUCCUCCUCCUCCUCUCUCUCUCUAUCUCUAAUCAGCUACUUUUCUUCUUCUCUAUCUAUAUAAAGCCUUUUGUUUGCGUUUUAUGGUGCUCUACUCAUGUGGCUUCCUAAACGACUUGAAUUGGACUUGAACUGAAACACAUUAAUGUUUGUCGUUUUCUGUUGUUUAGUAAAAAAUCUUUACACCUAAGACACUUUCCUCUGUCCAUUUGCUCUGGCCUACUUGUUUGCUUCUUUCCUUUCGUUGGCUGGCAGUGGAUGGAUUUUGAUUGGGGAGAUGGGUCUUGGCCUAUAGUCUCAGCUCGUGCCAAAAUAACCUAAGUUUGUGCCAUAAUGGGAGAAUCAGGAUAAGGGAUUCCAAGUGUAAUUUUGUCCACUAUGGGUACGAUGGCUGCAUCUUCUGUCUCUACAGAGGCAUCAAAUUAUGAUGAAGUUUCUAUGCAACAGAGUUUGCUGUUCUCUGAUAGUCUUAAGGAUUUGAAAAAUCUGAGAACACAGUUGUACUCAGCAGCUGAGUAUUUCGAACUAUCCUACACAAAUGAUGACCAAAAACAGAUAAUCUCAUUUCUAUGCAGGGUAGCGGAGACAUUAAAAGAUUAUGCCGUUAAAGCUAUUGUGAAUACAGUGGACCAUUUGGGUUCUGUGACAUAUAAGGUUAAUGAUCUGUUGGAUGUGAAGGUUGAUGAAGUUUCUGGAACAGAGUUCAGUGUGUCUUGCAUUGAACAGGAUGGCCUUAUUUUUCCCGUUUUGUGGUUUGUUAAGAGACUACGAGCAUGCCAAGAAUAUAUUGAUCAUGAGGGUCUCACCCAACAGUCACUGGUAAUAAAUACUCCAAAGUACCAUAAGCGGUACAUCUUGCCAGUUGGGGAAACCAUGCAUGGAGCCAUCCACACCAAAUCAAAAUAUCUGGGAUACAGCCUAGACAAUGAAGAUGUUUGGCAUCAGUUCCGGAAUGUUGUUCGAGCAACGAUCACAGAAACCCCCACAUCUUCAGUCAGAAAAGGGCGUUCUCGUUCUCCUUCACCUGCUCGACGACCUCUGCAGCCAUCUGCAACCUUUUCCUUUACAUCUACCAUGCCCCCAAAAGAAUUAGAGAAGCGCACAGUUUCACCGCAUCGUUUUCCAUUAUUGCGCUCUGGGUCUGUGUCAAGUAGGCCAACAACCCCAAAUGGCAGUAGGCCUACCACUCCAAGUUCAGUAGCUGCUGCAAGACUACGGUAUCCUUCGGAGCUUCGAAAAUCGGCUUCAAUGCGAGUCCAAGCUGAAAAGGAGGAAAAUUCCAAAGACAGUGAGCAAUACCCCAGCAAAAGUAAACGUCUUCUCAAGGCAUUGCUUAGUCGACGCAAAUCUAAGAAAGAUGAUAUGCUAUAUUCUUACUUGGAUGAAUACUGAAGGAAAAAGUUGUCUGUUAAAAAAAGGCCAAGGUUGCAGGGAACAAUUGUGGACUUGGAUUUCCUGAUUUUCUCUUCUUUUGGUACCUCAUUUUUCCUCUCGAGCAGUAGCUAUUUAUCAUGUGAUGUUAAUUUUUUUCCUUUCAGGUGCAGUAUUAUUGCAUAUUUUGAUUUGAAAUCAUGUCAAAGGAAUGUCAGUUUACUCCUUUGUUGAUUUAUUCUGCUAUUUGUAAUUAGUUCUAUAUAUGAUAUACUAGUCUAAGACCUGCACUUUGCGGUGGUGAUAUUAAAAUUUUAUAUUUCUAAGAGUUUUAAUCAUAAUAUUGAUUUCAAUCUCCAUGUUUGUGCUGUUCGAAAAUAAGAAUCUGCUGUACGCAUGAUCCUGCAAUCAUAUAUGUAGGCAAAUGAAGUUUAUGGACUCAUCCUUAAUGAUCUUUACAGGUCAAAACUGAGCUAAAACACAUUCUACAAUUGAUGAGAAAUGGUUGCAUGUAAGGAAGCCUUGAAAAACAUGGCAAUUAUGUUAAAAGGAUCAAGUUAAAUCCAUCUGUUGAUUAAAAUACCAUGAAAGGUCUGAACAUCAUCACUUCUAUUUUACAAAAAGAAGACGGUGAUUGACCUGUAACAAAAAAACAUGAUGCAUUUUUACACUUGGACCAGAACAGGCCUGAGUAAAACUUGAAAAUCCUACACCUGAUUAGACCACUUCUUUGAAAAUCCUACAUAUCUUAAGUUAUCAAGAGCGACAGAAUCGAUUAGAAUUACACAACAGUACGACUAAUUUGUUGAUAAUAACUGCAUAUCACAAUUCCAUUCCUUUCCCAAAUUCUUCAGCCGUUUUUGUCUGUGAAAGUGGAAAAUGAUGCUCAAAGAAGUCUCGCUUCCACGGCCUCAAAAUGCCUGUCAAUAACGAGGAAAAAAUGAAAAUAAAAAAUUAAUUAGAAGGUAAAUUAAUUGGAAUGAUUUCCAAUCAAAUUGAGAAUAGCCACAGAUCUACCAAACUCAAGACUCCAGGGGGACAGCCCAGCGAUAAGAACUUGAAAAUUGGAAUGUCCAUCUUGGGUCUCUUUAAUUUAAUUUGGAUAUUCUUUACUAUUUAGAAAGCAAAUCCACGAGAUUCAGCUACCAUGUUUAAAAAGAAAAUGCAGAAAAUCUAUCAACCACCACAUAGAUUAACUCACACUGACAACUUCCCACCAGAGAUUGACAUAUGCCUUUUCACUUUAUCUGGUUGCAACUGCAUUAGAAAAAGUUUUUUGUUUUUUUUUUU
Hevea brasiliensis (rubber tree) is the source of this 2715-nucleotide messenger RNA. RefSeq names its product protein ABIL2. The transcript is spliced from 10 exons. Lineage: Eukaryota; Viridiplantae; Streptophyta; Magnoliopsida; Malpighiales; Euphorbiaceae. The coding region runs from base 433 to 1446 and encodes 337 amino acids. The record is from RefSeq and is a predicted model, not a curated record.